UUUGGUUUAUUUCACGCUCUGUUUAAGUCUCUAAGGUCAAAGUAAAUCGCUGCUAUAUAAGGUCCUCAACUUCGCAUCAGACGCAGCACAUUCUUCAAGACUGAAACAACGUGAAUACGUGUAUAACACCACCUGUCAACAUGAGCAUUGUCAGAGUUGCCUUUUUGGUGGUCAUUGCUGUUGCAUUGGUUGCUGCCCAGGAGAAUCAGUUGAUAAACUGCACUUACAACGGCAAAAUAUACAGAGCACCGGUCAAUGGUGAAGUCCAAGUGGAUGCUUGCACAUAUUGCACCUGUCUGUCCACCGGUGAAAUGGACUGCUCCUCAAUAUCAUGUAAACAUGCCUGCGCUAAGGAGGAGUACGAAUAUCUUAAAGAUUGCUGUAAACUAUGUAGCAAGAAACACUAAUUGUGUUGAAAGAAGUUACUACGAGUGCCUGGGAUAGCCAACCACUGUAGUUUUCAUUUUUAUUGGUUAAAUCAUUAAUUAUUUUAAACAUCUUUUUUAUAUUAAUAAAUAAAUGUCAAAAGUCACUGACUUUAUAAAAGUAA
Molecule: messenger RNA, 550 nt
Organism: Biomphalaria glabrata
Lineage: Eukaryota; Metazoa; Mollusca; Gastropoda; Planorbidae
Product: cysteine-rich motor neuron 1 protein-like
Exons: 4
Coding region: 141-407 (88 amino acids)
Source: RefSeq, a predicted model, not a curated record